Hevea brasiliensis (rubber tree) is the source of this 1903-nucleotide messenger RNA. RefSeq names its product cytochrome P450 81Q32. The transcript has 2 exons. NCBI's taxonomy places the organism in Eukaryota, Viridiplantae, Streptophyta, Magnoliopsida, Malpighiales, Euphorbiaceae. The record is from RefSeq and is a predicted model, not a curated record. The coding region runs from base 103 to 1626 and encodes 507 amino acids. Gene Ontology annotation, molecular function: heme binding; iron ion binding; oxidoreductase activity, acting on paired donors, with incorporation or reduction of molecular oxygen.
AAAGUCUCUCCUGUGACAUGGACGCGUGUGGGAACCCUAUAGCUACAGCACUAAAUAGAGGACUAAGAACCAGAAGCAGCAUGCAAAUUAGAGAAAAAAAAAAUGGAAGCAGCUUCCUGGUUGAGCUUGCCACUCCUCUUAACCCUAAUUUUUGUCUCAAAAUUUAUUUUACAAAAACUUGUAAACAAUAAAAAUUACCCUCCCAGCCCCCCUUCUCUUCCAAUUUUAGGACAUCUCCAUUUGCUUAAGGUACCAUUUCAUCGAACUCUUCAUGAGCUUUCUGCAAAAUAUGGGCAUGCGUUGCUUCUCCGAUUCGGUAGUCGUAAAGUCCUAGUUGUUUCUUCACCAGCCGCAGUUGAGGAGUGCUUUACAACAAAUGAUGUCAUCUUCGCAAAUCGGCCACGCUUGCUUGCUGGAAAACACCUUAAUUACAACUACAAGACAAUAGGAUUGUCCUCCUAUGGCGAACAGUGGCGCAACCUUAGACGCCUCGCAUCCUUAGAGCUUUUCUCUACAGCGCGUCUAGCCAUGUUUAGCAGUAUUAGGCAAGAGGAGGUCCUGUUAUUGCUCAAGCAAUUAUUCCAGGACUCGAAUGAAAAAGAGGUGAAAGUGAAGCUGUCAUCCAGGUUUGUGGAUCUUGCUUUUAAUGUCAUGAUGAGGAUGGUGGCAGGAAAACGGUAUUAUGGAAAGGAUGUAGUAGAUAAAGAAGCAAGUCAGUUUCGGGAUAUUAUGAGAGAAUUUGCAGAAAUCCAUGGUACCAUGAAUUUGAAUGAUCUUUUGCCAGUGCUACAAUGGGUGGAUUUUCAAGGCGUGGAGAGGAGAAUGAAAAGAUUGAUGAAGAAAAUGGAUACCUUUUUGCAGUACCUGGUUGAUGAGCACAGGAAAAUGAGAAGUGAAUCGUCCUUGGGUUCAUCUGGUGACAGGAAGAUGUCAUUGAUUGAUGUCCUGAUAUCACUGCAGAAGAAACAACCAGAACUCUAUAGUGACGUGGAUAUCAAAGCUUUUAUGCUGACUAUGCUGGUUGCUGGAACAGAAACUUCAGCAACUACCAUGGAAUGGGCGAUGUCACUCCUCCUCAACCAUCCACAAACAGCAAAAAAGGCCGUGGCUGAGAUAGACACCCACGUUGGAUUAGAUCGUCUACUGGAUGAAGCAGACCUAUCAAAGCUGAAUUACCUCCAAAAUGUAAUCAAUGAGACAUUUCGACUGUAUCCAGCACUUCCCUUUCUAUUGCCACAUGAAUCUUCUAAUGACUGUACUGUCUAUGGUUUUGAUGUGCCACGAGGCACAAUGUUGCUAGUCAAUCUAUGGACCAUUCACAGAGACCCUAGGCUGUGGGCGGAGCCAACUGCAUUCAUGCCAGAGAGAUUUGAAAGUGAAGAGAGUGAAGGGUAUAAGCUAAUUCCAUUUGGUGCUGGACGGCGGGCUUGUCCUGGAGCUCUUCUUGCAAGGCAAGUGAUAGGACUAGCACUCGGUGCUUUGAUUCAGGCCUUUGAAUGGGGCAGGAUUGGCAACGAGGAGAUCAACAUGACAGAAGGAACAGGACUUUCCAUGCCCAAAGCUGAGCCCUUGGAGGUUCUGUGUAAACCUCGCCAAGCUAUAACCAAUCUCCUCUCGGCCUUGUAAAGUGUAAUGAAGAAACUUCUACAGCAUCCAAGGAAAAUGGCAUACUUGCUUAAGAAGAGUAUUUGUUACCAAUAUAUAGGUUUGUAUCAUAGUAAAAAAACUCCACUAUGGACAAUGGCCGAUAAAAAACCAUGGCUUAGACUGGAUUAGAGUAGCAAGUCUUAGUUUUUGUCUUUAACUUUAUAAAUUUUAAAAUGUGAUUCUUGACGAUAAAGUAAACGCAAUCAGAUGUACACAUGCUGCUAUUACGUAAGAAAAGCAGGAUUAAUUUAUAUUA